AUAAAAUUAUUAUGUUAUAAAUAGAAAAUCAAGGAAUAUAUUAUGAGUUUUAAAUAAUAUUACUACCUAUUAAUCUUAGUAUAACUGAAUAUUUAUUAAAUUAUCUCUAUGAUAUGAUUCCAAGUAAUUAGAAUGCCACGACAUGUUUUUCUAAGAAACGUUGGUGACGAUUAGUGCCCCGUAUAGGUCACAAGGUACGAUGUGAGAUUGUGGAAGCAACGCUAAGAGGUAAGUAGCAUGAUCAUAAUUAUAUGUGUGCUGUAAUUAUUCUGAUUGUGCAUGAAAAAUGUGAUGUUUACCUACACUACGCUAUGAACCAAGUCAAGGUUAGGCCCCUUUUCACGAAUCUCGAUGAAUUACGAUGAUAUGCUUGUGAUGCUAUGUUGGCAUGGAUUGUUAGAGGGAUGAGAUGUUAUGAAAAUCAUAUGUAUGCCAUGUGAUGUUCAUGUAAUAUUUAGAUCAUGCAUGCCAUACAAUGUUCAUGUAAUGUUUAGAUCAUGUUAUGCCAUGCCUAUGUUAUGCUAUGUGGUGUAAGACUCAUAUUAAUAUGCCAUGUAUAACGUUAUGCCAUGCACAAGAGUAUGCCAUGCCAAGUAAAUUCAUGAAGUCAAAUAUGUUCUCAUGCAUUAUGAAAGUUAGUAAGGAAACACAUGAAUGAUGAGUGAACUUUAAAAUUGGUCUUAUGUGGUGGGUGGAUGUGCAAGCCACAGACUCAAGCGUGGUCCACCACAUGAAAUAUAUGAUGUUUUGAGGUGAAACAGACCCAAGCAUGCUUCACCACAGGUUAUGUUAUGUGGUGCCAUGGAUUCAGGUGUGGUUCACCAUAAGAUAUGUGAUAACAUGGAACCCUAUAAUAUGUGAUAACACAGACUCAAGCAUGUUUCACUAUAUGUUAUGAUACAUUAUGGGGUGCCACGACUCAAGCGUAGUUCACCACCAUAUGAUAUGUGAUAGCACGGACUCAAGCAUAUUUCACUACAUGUUAUGAUACGUUAUGCGGUGCCACAGACUCAAGUGUAGUUCACCAAAUGCUGAGUGAUAACACGGACCUAAGCGUGUUUCACUACAUGUUAUGAUAUGUCAUAUACGGUCAAUGACAAUUGGACCGAUGUACACAUGUAAUGAUGGCCAGUAAAUAAUUGAAAGACAAGAUGAACAGGUCAUGUAUGAUUCUUAGGAAAUGUAUGGAGUGAGCCAUUCAUGCAUCCACGUUACAUGUAUUGUCAUGAUUAUGUAUGAUUCCGCUCAUGUUACUAAUGAAUGAUAUAUAUGUUAUGUGAAUGUGUGAUGAUAUAUAUAAGGAGUUUUGCUAUAUACAAGUACAGUCGUGCACUAAUCUGUGUAUCAAUAUUGAUUUAUUCAUAUUUAAAAUUUAAAUUAACACUGUUUUCAAUAAAAUCUACUUUUUGACCAAUCACAUCACAUUAGUACACAGAUUAGUGCACAAUUGUGCUUGCAACUAUAUUUUUCCAUAUAUAAGUUCUCAAAAUUAAGCCUAAUGUUAAACUAAGUUAAGUUUACAGUAUGAUGUGCUAUUACUGAGUCUUCGACUCAUUUGGUUGUUUCUCUGUUUUCAUGUUUUAAUGUCCCAGAUGAUGAUUUCGUUGAUCCAAAGCGAGAGUGCCAGGAGUAGAAUAAAGACUUAGUGAAGGGGUGUUAAGGCUUUUUGGUUCUUAUAUCAUCUCAAGUAUCCCCUGAUUUUGAACUUGUCAGAGGUGAAACUUUUGCUAGUUUCAGUUGAGAAGGAAUUGCAUGCUUGAGCUCUUUGACGUCCUCCUUGAAGGGUUUUUGAAGGAUCAUAUUUCCAAGGAAAAUAGAAGAAUCUUACGGGAACUACUCUGCUGUUCUGUUUUUGCAAGUUUUGAUCUUUCAUGGAGCACAAAUCAGAUGAAACUUCACAUGAUAAGAAUGAAAACUUAAUGGGGAGUGAAGUAUUGAACUCCAAUCAGCCCGAGAUGGAUGGAAAAGAUGUUCUGAGUCCGGUUUUAAGUCCUCCUGGACAUCAUGUACAAGUUAACAUGGCUGAUCAGAAAGUUGAAGAAAAUGUACCUAAAGAUCCACUUUCUGAAGAUAUGUGGGCUUAUGGGGAAGUUAACAUGGAAGCCUCCAUUACAACCGAUGAUGUUAUACGGGCUGGUGGCUUUGGAGCUAGAGAUGAUAUAAGUAGCUUUCUUCCUGUUGCUAGUGAUUCUACCGACUUUGAAGCUACUAUCCGUGAUGCUCGAGACUAUGAAGAACCGCAGGGGGAGAUAUGCAGACCAGGUCUUGGCUGGACAGAAACUACAGAAGCAGAAUAGUUUAGCUGUUACUAGAACGUGAAAGUUGUUGCACUUAAAGUUUCUCAUAGUACCAGCUUGUAUGAAUUCAAGGUAUGCUCACAUGUUAGUUCAUGACCUAGGUUUAUUUUAUGGAUCAAAUACAUCUUUUUGUCAGCUUAAACUGUUAUUUUCAUGGGAGAGAUGUCAUCAGAUCUUGUAUGUGGAACCAAUUGAACGUUGUUUUACAUAUCGUUCUGUUUAAUAUGCUUAAAGUCUUCCUUUGCAGGCUGCUGCCUUGCACCUA
This is a messenger RNA of Carya illinoinensis, 2562 nucleotides long. RefSeq lists its product as uncharacterized. The coding region runs from base 1872 to 2297 and encodes 141 amino acids. NCBI's taxonomy places the organism in Eukaryota, Viridiplantae, Streptophyta, Magnoliopsida, Fagales, Juglandaceae. The transcript is spliced from 4 exons. The record is from RefSeq and is a predicted model, not a curated record.